Myotis brandtii (Brandt's bat) is the source of this 5022-nucleotide messenger RNA. It is a transcript of the gene PHRF1, whose product is annotated as PHD and ring finger domains 1. The transcript has 25 exons. NCBI's taxonomy places the organism in Eukaryota, Metazoa, Chordata, Mammalia, Chiroptera, Vespertilionidae. The annotation marks the transcript as partial. The record is from RefSeq and is a predicted model, not a curated record.
GUGCCCACCGCUCCCGGGGGUUCACACCUGCCUGUCUGUCCCGCGGCCGCAGGGUGACCUGCCCGGGGACCCGCAGAACCUGAGGCUCGGGCUGAACUCCCAUGUCCAGCGAUGGAUGAGGACAGCCUGGAUGAGCUGGUGGACCAGAGCCUGGGGCCAGAUGUCCACCCGGGACUCAGCGCUGCCACCGUGGCCAGUGAUGCUGAGAGCAGUGACGGCGACAGUGGCGGCUCUGAGGACACGGGCAGUGAGCUCAGCGAAGGCACCGAUGGAGAGGAGGAGGGCGAGGAGGAUGGAUCUGGUUCCGAAGAUUCCGAAGACGACGAUGAGGACUACGAUGACGUGGAAGUGCUGGUGGCAGCAGACCCUCAGGGGAAGCUGGAGGCCAACGGCACGUGUCAUUCUGACGACGAAGCGGAGAGCUGCCCCAUUUGUCUCAACACUUUCAGGGACCAGGCUGUGGGGACCCCGGAGAGCUGCGCCCAUUACUUCUGCCUGGACUGUAUCCUGGAGUGGUCCAAGAAUGCCAAUUCCUGUCCAGUCGAUCGAACUCUAUUUAAACGCAUUUGUAUUCGAGCCCAGUUUGGUGGCAAAGUCCUGAAGAAGGUCCCCGUGGAGAACGCCAGGGCCGGAGAGGAGGAGGACGACCCCACCUUCUGCGAGGUGUGUGGCCGCAGCGACCGGGAGGACCGCCUGCUGCUCUGCGAUGGCUGUGAUGCUGGGUACCACAUGGAGUGUUUGGACCCCCCUCUCCAGGAGGUGCCCGUGGACGAGUGGUUCUGUCCGGGAUGUGCCAGCCCCGGAGCUGCCACCUCUCCUGCAGAUGCUGAUCCCGUGACCGAGGAGGAGGUCUCUCUGCUCUUGGUCGAUGUGGUGCCGACCGCCAGCCGGCUGCGGCCUCGUGAGGGCCGGACCCGGGCCAUCGCCAGGACACGGCAGAGCGAGCGUGUUCGAGCCACUGUGAACCGGAACCGCAUGUCCACUGCCCGGAGCAUCCAGCAUGUCCCAAGGUACCUGAUGUCUUCUCUGCUUGACGAGACCAUCGAAGCCGUUGCCUCUGGUCUGAGCACAGCCGUGUAUCAGCGCCCCACGACGCCGCGGGCCCCCGCCAAGCGGAGGAGGAAAGCAAGAAGACGGAGGAAAGUGCUGGGAAGGAAGAAAACCCAGCCCAGACCGGCCGUGAGGAGCAGGAGCUCGGGAACAAGGUCCAAGAGACGCCAGGGCCGCGGGAAGAAGAGGAAAGGACAAAAGCUGAAGGCUGCUCAGAGUGAAGUCACAGCUCGUGGGCGCAUCGCGCGGACACUGGGCCUCCGGAGGCCGACCCACGGGGCCUGCAUCCCAUCCGUGUUCCGGCCCGCGGACCCCUCCCUGGGGCUGAUGCGUGCGGACAUCGGGGCUGCCUCUCUCUCUGUCUUCGGAGACCCCUAUGAGCUGGACCCUUUCGACAGCAGCGAAGAGCCGUCUGCCAGCCCUGCUUCCCCUCUGAGUGCCAAGAGGAGGGUCCUCUCCCGCUCGGCCCUGCGAUCUCACCAGCCCGUGGCCAGGCCCGUCUCCAUGGGGCUCUCCAGGAGGAGCAUUCCUGCCGCGGCGCCUGAGCCGGAUGUGGACGUGGCCCCUGUCCCCGACCUGCUGGGCAGCAUCCUGUCGGGCCAGAGCCUCCUCAUGAUGGACAGCUCCGACAUCACCAUCCACCGCGACGGCUCGCUCAGCGCCAAGCGGGCAGCACCUGUUUCUUUUCAGCGACGCUCAGUCGGUCUGUCCCGAGGGGGAGACGGCCCGCAGCCCCCAGCACCAAGCGCAGGGCUCCCGGGAAGCCUGGGGUCGCGCAGUCAAGGCAGGUCCACCCCCUCCCACGUCCCUGCGCUCACGUCGGGGGCUGCCGCGAGACCGGACUCCUCAGCGACCCCUCGGCCAGGCCAGGCCCAGAGCCCGUCGAAUGUGAACAGUCCCGGCUUCAAACGACGGGAGGACCCACAAGUUAGAGGCGUCAGUGAGCACGCUGGGCCUCUCGGAUUCACAUCUAAGAUCUCAGCCCCCGUGAAGAGGGUCACCUGGAACCUGCAGGAGGCGGCGGGUGGCGCUCUGGCUGAGGACCGAGGCCUGCGGACCCCACUGCACAGGCCCCAGCAGCCGCAGGAAGAGGCGUGGGAACCCGGAGACGGAGGCCUUGUGGUGGACUCCCAGCAGGCACCCUGCCCCGAGCCCCCUCCUGCUUACACGCUUCCAGAGCCUGGCUUUCCCACUGCAGACCCCGCCCAGGUUUAUGGCCCCAGCCUGCCUCCCGCCCUGGCUCUGCCCUCAAGUGUCCCGCCCUACGCACCGGUCAGCCAGCCCACGGUGCAGUUCAUCCUGCAAGGGAGCCUCCCGCUGGCGGGCAGGGGGGCGGCACCCAGCCUGGCCCCAGUGCCCACCGUCCUGACCACAGCCUCUGAGCCGGCUGGCCACGCUGCCGCCACCAACAACUCCGAGGAGAGGACGGCCACUCCCCGGCCAGCCACAGAGAAAGCCAAGAACGAGGAGUACCUGAAGAAGCUGCACAUGCAGGAGCGGGCGGUGGAGGAGGUGAAGCUGGCCAUCAAGCCCUUCUACCAGAAGCGCGAGGUGACGAAGGAGGAGUACAAGGACAUCCUCCGCAGGCCGUGCAAGAAGAUCUGCCACAGCAAGAGCGGGGAGAUCAACCCUGUGAAGGUGGGCAACCUGGUAAAGGCCUACGUGGACAAGUACAGGCACAUGCGCCGGCGGGGCGGCGGUGCUCAAUCCCCUGCCCCGCUGGGACCCUCGAGGGGGAAGGGCGGCAGCUCAACCUUCGAGAGCUUCCGGAUCAAUAUUCCCGGGAACACGGCGCAUUCCAGCAGACUCUCCAGCCCCGGCUUCUGCCACACGUUCCAGCCUGUCGACGAUAAGGCGCAGAGGAAAGAGAACCCCGCCCCCCUUUUCUCCCUCAGGAAGACUAAGCAGCUCAAGAGCGAGAUCUAUGACCCGUUCAACCCCACGGGCUCGGACUCCAGCUCUGCAGGCAGCAGCCCUGAGCGCCUGGGCCCCGGCCUCCUGCCCUCGGAGAUCACCCGCACCAUCUCCAUCGGGAGCCCCAAGGCCCCACCCUCGCAGACCGUGCGGUGUGUCACCUCCUACACGGUGAAAACAGUCUUUGAGACGGAGCCCGAGCCCUCUCGGGGGCCGCCCUCCAGCCUGCUCCAAGCCCCCCGGGCACGAAGGCCAUCCCCACUGGAGCCCUGGGAGGACGAGGACCGGCCGCCCCGCACCACCUUCUUCGGCUCUGAGGAGCGGAUGGUGACCUGCGUGACGGUGGUGGAGCCGGACACCCUGCCGACCACCACCCACAGAAUCGUGGAGCUGCGGUCUCCGUCCCGCUCCCGCUCCCGCUCCCCGUCCAGCUCCCGCGGCAGAGAGACCGACCAGAGGAAGCAGGCCUCCGCCCCAGGGCACAGGCAGACCCGCUCCCGCACCCGUUCCGGCUCCCGCUCUGGGGACAGGAGCUCCAGGUCGUUGUCACCUCUGGUGGGUGAGGACCAGGCCAGGAGGCCCCCGGCCAAGGCCAGGGCUCGGAGGUCUUCCAGUGACCGCUCCAGCAGCCACGAGCGGGCCAAGCGGAAGAAGGCCAAGGACAAGAGCCGGGACAGGAAGAGGGACUCGUGGGGCCGAGGCCGGCGGAGGUCCCGCUCCCGCUCCCGCUCCGGCAGCCCUGGGAGCUCCUCACACGAGCACCGCGAGAGCAGGAGGAAGAAGAAGAGACGGUCCAGGUCUCAGGGGAGGGGGUGCUCUCCCCCCAGCAGCCUGGAGAGGGCCCGGAGACCCCGCCGUCCUAGGGAGAGGAGCCGCGAGUGGCCCCGAGACAGGCGGGGCUCCCGUGAGAGGAGGCGGCACAGGUCCAGGUCCCCCAGCCCAGAACACAGGUCCCGAGAGCACCGGAGGCCUCGUUCCCGUGAGAAGCGGCCUCGUUCCCGUGAGAAGCGGUCUCGGCCUGGCUCCCGCUCCCGCUCCCCGGAGAGGAAGUUGCCCGUGAAGGAGGCUUCCCCAGCACCCCCUCCCCAGGAGGAGCCGAGGCCGGGCAGGGAGAACCCAGUGGGGCUGCAGGCCUGGCCAGAAGGGGCUGAGGCCGACCAGGCCCCCCCGAAGGCUCCCCCUGCCCCAGAGGUGCCGGCCGAAUGUGCCCCCGAGGACCUGGACUACGUGGACUCGGUCGAGGCGGGGCACGUCUUUGACGACUUUUCCAGUGAAGGCAUCUUCACGCAGCUCGACGACAUGAGCUCCCCGCCCUCCCCAGAGAGCACAGACUCCUCCUCGCCUGAGCGCGGGGUCCCCCCCGCUGGCCCGGCCGGGGGCGGGGCGCUGCUGGGGAAGGAGGAAGGCCUCUGCCUGACCUCCGUACUUCGGGCGAAGGCCCCCGUGAAGAGGGUCACCUGGAACCUGCAGGAGGCGGCGGGUGGCGCUCUGGCUGAGGACCGAGGCCUGCGGACCCCACUGCACAGGCCCCAGCAGCCGCAGGAAGAGGCGUGGGAACCCGGAGACGGAGGCCUUGUGGUGGACUCCCAGCAGGCACCCUGCCCCGAGCCCCCUCCUGCUUACACGCUUCCAGAGCCUGGCUUUCCCACUGCAGACCCCGCCCAGGUUUAUGGCCCCAGCCUGCCUCCCGCCCUGGCUCUGCCCUCAAGUGUCCCGCCCUACGCACCGGUCAGCCAGCCCACGGUGCAGUUCAUCCUGCAAGGGAGCCUCCCGCUGGCGGGCAGGGGGGCGGCACCCAGCCUGGCCCCAGUGCCCACCGUCCUGACCACAGCCUCUGAGCCGGCUGGCCACGCUGCUGCCACCAACAACUCCGAGGAGAGGACGGCCACUCCCCGGCCAGCCACAGAGAAAGCCAAGAACGAGGAGUACCUGAAGAAGCUGCACAUGCAGGAGCGGGCGGUGGAGGAGGUGAAGCUGGCCAUCAAGCCCUUCUACCAGAAGCGCGAGGUGACGAAGGAGGAGUACAAGGACAUCCUCCGCAAGGCCGUGCAGAAGGUG